Messenger RNA from Melampsora larici-populina 98AG31, 846 nucleotides. RefSeq lists its product as uncharacterized. The transcript has 6 exons. Gene Ontology annotation, molecular function: oxidoreductase activity. NCBI's taxonomy places the organism in Eukaryota, Fungi, Basidiomycota, Pucciniomycetes, Pucciniales, Melampsoraceae. The coding region runs from base 1 to 846 and encodes 281 amino acids. The record is from RefSeq and is a predicted model, not a curated record.
AUGUCUACUCCCGCAUCCCUAUCAUUAAAAUCGCUCAUCGAGCUGAAUUCAGGGAAAUCGAUGCCAAUGCUAGGACUUGGUGUCUAUAAAUCUGGUGAUGCCAAGGCUUCUUGUAAAACUGCUUUUGAAGGCGGUUAUCGCCAUAUUGAUUCAGCUAGAAUGUACCAUAAUGAAGCUGAUGUGAUCGAAGCAGCCAAGUCAUCUCGAAUCGAACGUUCAGAGUUAUUUCUAACAACAAAAAUCCUCGGUCGAGAUCACGGUUAUGAGAAAUGCAGCAAAGCGAUUCAAGAUUCUAUUGAAUCUUCCAAAGCAGAUUAUUGGGACUUGAUUUUGCUUCAUGACCCAACCAGCGGAAGUCAAAAGCGUUUAGAGGCAUACCGGGCUCUUGCUGAAGCUCAAAAGGGUGGACUUGUAAAAUCGAUCGGGGUAUCGAAUUUCGGAGUGGCUCACUUACGCGAACUAGAGGCUUCCAACAAAGGACCCACACCAGCCAUCAACCAGGUCGAGUUACAUCCUUGGUGCCAGCAAAAAGAAAUUGUCGACUACUGUCGUUCAAAAAACAUUGUUAUUCAAGCGUAUUGUCCGCUAGUCAGAGGGGAGAAAAUGACAGAUUCCACUUUGACCAAGAUCGCCGAGAGGCUUAAAAAAACUCCAGCUCAAGUUUUGAUCCGAUGGUCACUUCAGCACGGCUUUGUGCCGUUGCCAAAAUCUGAUAAAUCUCAUCGAAUAAUUGAAAACUCUGAAGUCUUUGACUUUGAACUAGAUGCGGAAGCUAUGGAUCAGCUUGAUUCACUUGAUCAAGGUGACAAAGGUGCAAUCAGUUGGAACCCAAUAUAUGUGGACUGA